UAUAAUUAGAGUGGGUGACGAAGCUAUCGAUGAUGAAACGAAAGAUGAAAUUAUUAAGCUCUUAAUUAAUAACUAUAUUUAUUUUUAUCAAUAAAAACAAUGCUGAGAAAAUUUGGAUUGCCAAUCUCAAAACCAGGUCUGUUGUCGCUGCUGUAUUUGACUCAGAUUCACGUACCUUCAACCAUUAUAUCAUCAAAACCCAACAACGUAGUGCACUCAAGAAUAAGAAGAAGGCGGUGUUCUUCGCAAAUGGGGUCUUCCGCAGCGACGUCGUUUUCGUCUCAAAACCUCCUUUUCAGGCAGCUCUUCGAGAAGGAUUCAUCCACCUACACUUACCUUCUCGCCGAUCUUUCUCACCCCGACAGACCCGCUCUGUUAAUAGACCCAGUGGACAAAACAGUUGAUAGAGAUCUGUCUCUUAUUCAAGAAUUGAGGCUAAACCUUGUAUAUGCAAUGAACACCCAUGUACAUGCUGAUCAUAUCACUGGGACUGGCCUUAUUAAGAGUAAAGUUGCAGGUGUAAAAUCUGUAAUUUCAAAAGCAAGUCGUUCAAAAGCUGAUCUUCUGGUUGAAUCCGGUGAUAAAAUAGUCUUUGGAAAUCUUUUCCUUGAGGUUCGUGCUACUCCUGGUCAUACAAUGGGGUGUGUCACCUAUGUUACAGGAGAUGGAACUGAUCAGCCUCGGCCUAGGAUGGCUUUCACUGGAGAUGCCUUAUUGAUACGUGGAUGUGGGAGAACAGACUUCCAGGGUGGAAGCUCGCAACAGCUCUACGAAUCAGUGCAUUCACAGAUUUUUACAUUGCCCAAGGAAACAUUGGUCUAUCCAGCUCACGACUACAAAGGAUUUACUGUUAGCACUGUGGGAGAGGAGAGUCUGUACAAUCCUCGCUUAACAAAGAAUGAGGAAACGUUCAAGGGCAUUAUGGAAAAUCUUAAUCUGGCGUAUCCGAAGAUGAUGGAUGCAGCUGUCCCUGCAAACAUGGCUUGUGGUUCGCAAGACACCACAUCUGAAUUGCCCAUUGUUUGAAUUGCAUUGCAUUGUGAAAUAAAAGCAUGCUUUUCUUUUUUGUACAUCACAAACUAAUAAACUUGUUGUGAAUAAAAGUGACAAACUGUGUAAAAGAAAAGUAAGAAUGAAUGGAUGAAAUGUGUGCUCUUGAUUGAUAA
Molecule: messenger RNA, 1166 nt
Organism: Humulus lupulus (European hop)
Lineage: Eukaryota; Viridiplantae; Streptophyta; Magnoliopsida; Rosales; Cannabaceae
Product: persulfide dioxygenase ETHE1 homolog, mitochondrial-like
Exons: 9
Coding region: 100-1026 (308 amino acids)
Biological process (GO): hydrogen sulfide metabolic process; glutathione metabolic process
Molecular function (GO): sulfur dioxygenase activity
Source: RefSeq, a predicted model, not a curated record